This is a messenger RNA of Gasterosteus aculeatus aculeatus (three-spined stickleback), 5801 nucleotides long. It is a transcript of the gene plekhg4b, whose product is annotated as pleckstrin homology domain containing, family G (with RhoGef domain) member 4B. Gene Ontology annotation, molecular function: guanyl-nucleotide exchange factor activity. Lineage: Eukaryota; Metazoa; Chordata; Actinopteri; Perciformes; Gasterosteidae. The record is from RefSeq and is a predicted model, not a curated record.
AGUUCAUUCUGCUCCUGCUGCCUUCCCCACAGACACACAGACAGACAGAGAGAGAGAAAAGGCACCGGAGCCGCUCAUAUCGCCGCAAUGACUUACAGACUGGAUUCUACACUGGAUUUUAGCACCUGGAGUUGUUACCACUUAUUUAGUUGUUGAAGUUUGUUCGUUUGUCUGCCGUCUAAAUGCUGUCACUGGGCAAAAUGCACUCCAGAGCCAAGUCCCGCAGUUGUGACAACUACCUGAGUAUUAAGGACACUGAGUCUUUGGACAGCUGCAUCCAGAGCACCUUGUCGGCCCUGUACCGCCCCUUCAGUGCCACCGCUGCCACGGUCCUGUGGCAGCUCUUCAGCGUGGUGGAACGGCAGUACCGAGGAGACGGCCUCCGCUGCCUCAUUGACUUCUUGCUUCCUGCCAAAAGAAUCCUGCAGAUCAUCCAACAAGAAACCUAUGUCAGGUUCAGAGGACUGCUGUUCUAUCAUGAGGGGUGGCCUCUCUGCAUCCAGGAGAAAGUCGUCCUGCAGCUCGCCCCUCUGCACAAAGUGCGACUAAAGCAAGGAGACUUUUACUUACAGAUUGUUCCCUUGGGCCGCAAGACUGCAAAGCUAGUAAUAAAAUGCCUGUCGGUCAGUGGGCAGGCCAUCGCAGAAGUCACCGUUGCAGAGAGCAUGUAUGGCAGUGUCUUCACAGCUGAGUUCUUGCAGAAUGUAACACGUGAGCGUAACCUGCACCCACUACAGAACUGUCUUCUCACCACUGGUACGGCUGUGUACAGGACGCCGUGGAAGAACGUGGUCCACCCACUUUUUGUCAGCAGCACGGCAGACGCCAUUAUGCAAGCGCGCUGCAGCAGGGGCGGCUUCCGCGGCCAUCUCAGCACCUGCAGCACCAGUGGAUCCACGGGGACUCUGGACAGCCACCGCAGCUCCAGAGAGUCAUUGCACUCCCAGGGAGCUGACUCCAUCUUCUCUGAGGCCACCUCCCCAAACGGAAACCACGCAGAACCCUGCGGUGAGAACCACGGUGUCGCUUCACAUGGCACCACAAUCGAAAGAGUCUCCACCGAAGAGUGUGAAAUAAGAGGCGAGGACAGUGGUGGGAGAGAGAGGGGGCCAGGGUCCAAGACGCUAUCGUUCAGUACGGACCUCAGUAACCCGGGCCCCCAACGACGCCUCCCACGGGACUCUGUUGCAUUUGAGAGCAGGAGACUUUUCAGGAAAUCCUACAUGGAGGCCCUGCAGAACCCCAUGAGCCUCGGCUCCAGCAGCGAAUCCAUUCUGGAGGAAAGCCCAGAGGCCGGAGCUGGUCUGAGAGACGGCUCAGUGACACCAGGCAGCAGCCCCGACACCCGGUCUUCUUCCAGAGAACAUUUAUCUCGGCGGCUGGGUACCCGGAGCUGGCUGAGUGGUGAUGACUCGCGACCCAGCACGCCUUUACUUUACUUACAGAGGGGGUUGAGGAGCGCAGAGAGACGCGCAGACAGACGCUCAAAGUCACUGGAGAGGACUAACAAGGCGGGACAGGUCAAAGGCCACCGGGAACGAUCCUCUUCUGGUGGCUCGGCUGGCACCACCCCCAAAAAGCUUAUAAAUGGCUACGCUAUUCGUUUUGGGAAGCUGGAUUUGGAGGCCGCUUUUCCUGGCUCUGAGAGGAGAAACAGCAAAGAGGAGUCAGGACAGCGCGUUGACACCAUCAGCAGUGAGAGCAGACGGCACAGGCUCAGUGUCGAAGAGCCCUGCAGUCCAAAAGCCACCAAUGGGACGGCCAUCAGGCCGGCCUCAGCAUCAGGCUCCUACAACGAGAGUCUCUCAGCAACCCCCAAACUGGUGUCGGAGGUCAACGAGGAGCUGCUCGCAUCGGGGGCUUUGAUCCUGCCAGGAAACAGAGAUCGCGGUGGGAGGGCGGUGCUGCAGGUGUGCACUAGAGCUCAGGUGUGGGCAGGUGAGAGCUGCACAGUCAGUGACCUCACCUGUUUAUUGGGCUACUACUAUUCCACGCUGCGGAAAGAAAGGCGUGAUCAAGGCUUAACUGUGGUAAUAGACAGCAGGAGGCAGCAGCCGGUUCCAGCGCUGUUGUCAUCUCUGUCUGAAUUGCAGGCGUCGGCACCAAAUGCACUUUACACUGUCCUCUUCCUGGUGGACAAGGAGACGGCAACCAAAUCUGAGAGAGACAUUGGCGUGCAGACUGAAACGAUGUCAUCUCUGAAAGCCCUGCUGAAGCACAUUGACCAAAACCAGCUCACACGAGAUCUGGAGGGCAACUUCCACUACGACCACAACCACUGGAUCCACUUCAGACAGAAAAUUGACCCAUUCGCCAGCAGUUGCAGCGAAUCCAUCUCCUCGCUGCAGGAGUCCAUCAGCUCACUGAGCAGCAGCGGCAACCCGAAGACCUCGAAGGAGGUGUCUGAGGUAUUGGAACAGCAGAGGCAUCUCAUGAAGAGCGUGUUGGAGGACACCCGUCUAAACCGACUCCGAUUAGAAGGAGGGACUGUCCUCGCCCGCAUCAGGAAGGAAGAGGCCUGUGACAAUGAAAACUACAGAGAUGCUUUCGACACGUUGAAUGCACUGUACAACCAAGUAGACGAGGAAGUCCAUAAGCUUGUGAUACUCUCAAACAAGUCCCAGAAGCGGUUGGAGAGCCUGCUGGAGGUGCGCAUGUUUGAGGAGCAAACGCAACAGAUCAAACUCUGGUUCAGCGUGGAAGGAGAGAAGCAGCUCACACCGCUGGAAUCACUUACUCCGUCUGUGGCCAAAGUUAAGGAGAUGCGAGAGAGCUUGGACCAGUUUCUUGAGGAGUCAGUGAAGCAGCAGAGGCACGGCCUGCAACUGGUGAAAGAGUCACCUGAGUCCCUUCCAGGCUCGGUUCUCCUUGACUUUAAGCAACAUCUGGGCUCCAUCUUAAGCAGAGUGGAGAGGAGGAAGGCCAAGCUAGACAUCCUAACCAACCUGUAUGAAUUCUAUGACUCAGCAAACCAGUGGACUGAGCACUGCCAGGACUAUUUUGCCCACCUAAGUCUAGACACUUCAGGUGUCGGACUUCUGCCGUCUGUGGUGCAGAACCUGCAGGAUUACUACACCGAGGCUUCCAAGUUCUCCACGGACAACUUCAGCACCCUCAACAGCAUGGUGCUCUCCCUGGAAAGCCCUCAGCAGCUGCAGCAGUGGAACACAGUGUGGCACAAGUGCCAGCAGACCAAACAGCAAUUGGAGGAGACUUUGGCCCGAGCCAUGACAGCGGCCCCUAACUCCCCGGCUGUUGACGCGGCGGCUCCGUUAGAGACGGAGGCAGAAAGCCAGACCGCCGCCACACAACAGCACGGGGCGAAGGCAUGUGUGCUCUUACCCGCCGUGAUUACAACGCUAUCUUUUGAGGACAGCAAGCCGCAGUCUGCCGGGCCCUUCUCCAAGAGCCCAAGCAGUUCAAUCGCCUCUUCCUCACACUUCACGUUCCCCGCCGAGUGCGACGGCAAACUGAGGCAGAGUCCGUCCAUGUUCGACGACACGGACAGCGACUGCACCAUCGACUCGACCACCUCCUGCCAGUCUGAGCCCGUCUACUCCGGUGCGGCCCGCCUCCGCAAGCAGCCGAUGAAGAAGAUCAUGAAGAAGACCAUGAGUUACGAGCUGACCGCGAGGGACAACGGCCACUCCGACGUCUGUCACAUUCACGGCUACACGGGCGUCUACAUCAAGGGCCUGGAGGUGGCGAAUAAUGUGUCUGCAGAGAAGAAGCUGCAGAGACCUGACAUAUUGAGCCCUGCAUUGGGACGCAGCCGCAGCAUGUCUACGCCUUCAAGGAUCCACAGCAGGCACAGUGACGGAGAGGGCAAGAAACAGUGCAGUAAAGUACAGCACAUAAUGGAUGAGAUGAUCUCCACAGAGAGGGAGUAUGUUCGCUCUCUCGGCUACAUCAUUGAAAACUAUUUCGCCGAGAUGGAGCGCCUGGACUUGCCACAGGACCUGCGGGGGAAGCGCAGCAUCAUUUUCGGGAAUGUUGAGAAACUGUGGGACUUCCACAGUCAGUACUUCCUGAAGGAGCUGGAGUCAUGCGCCCACUCCCCGCUGUCCAUCAGUAGCUGCUUUCUCAGACACGAGGAUCAGUUUGGAAUGUAUGCUUUGUACAGCAAGAAUAAGCCCCAGUCCGACGCUCUGCUCAGCAGCCAUGGGAACGAAUUCUUUAAGAAUAAGCAAUUGGAGCUCGGGGACAAGAUGGACUUGGCCUCUUACUUGCUGAAGCCCAUCCAGAGGAUGAGUAAAUACGCGCUGUUGCUGAAAGACCUGAUCAAGGAGUGCAGUCAGUCGCAGGAGCAGGAGCUGAGCGACCUCCGUACUGCCGAGGAAAUGGUCAAGUUUCAGCUUCGCCAUGGCAACGACCUGCUGGCUAUGGAUGCCAUUCGGGGCUGUGAUGUGAACCUAAAAGAACAGGGUCAACUCCGCUGCCAGGAUGAAUUCAUAGUCUGGUGCGGACGGAGGAAAUACCUCCGCCAUGUCUUCUUGUUUGAAGACCUCAUCCUCUUCAGCAAGACCAAGAAGAUAGAAGGAGGAUACGACUUUUACAUCUACAAACAGUCCUUCAAAACAGCGGAAAUAGGUAUGACGGAAAAUGUUGGUGACAGCGGCCUGCGCUUUGAGAUCUGGUUCCGUCGGAGAAAGUCGCAGGACACGUUUAUACUCCAAGCCAGCUCUGCAGAGGUCAAGGCCGUGUGGACAGCCAUCAUAGGGAAGAUCCUGUGGAGACAGGCGCUCAGAAACAGAGAGUUGCGCAUGCAGGAGAUGGUUUCCAUGGGGAUUGGAAGCAAGCCGUUUAUGGACAUAAAGCCAAGCGAUGCAGCUAUCAGUGACAGAGCCAUCGACUAUAUCAUGAAGGGCACAGAGGCGAGGACCAGGGCGUCCAUCGCCGUGUCUUCGUUCGAUCACUCCACUUCGUUCAAGAGACCUCACUCCACAAUCUCCAACAGCAGCACCUCCUCCUCCAGCAGCCAGUCCUCCUCCUCCCUGCUGGGCUCGCUCAAUCUCCACCUGUACUCGUCGCCCUCGCACCCGCACGCGCAUCCACACCCGGCGACAUGCGUUCCCUCCUUUGCCCAGUGGCCCUACGACUGCAUAGAGGAGGAUGAGCUGGAGCACGACAGCGGGAGCCAGCCUUCCAUGAUCACUGAGAGCUCAGAGACGUCCUCCCAGUGUACCUCCAGUGACAGUGUAACAGGACUGAGUUCCCUCACUGUACCCGUGCACCGCAGCAUCGCCAUGGACUCCUACAACAACGAGCCCCCCACUUUCCUGUGCUCCGCCGCCACGGCCUCCUCCAUCGCGUCUCCUUCAAUAUUCGAGAAAGAGGACGAGCUCCAACCCCAAGGCACCAAGUUUAUCACGGCAAGCAAAGCCUGUCAUAUAGCAGUCGGCCUCUCUACUGUGGUCUGACUCAGGGCUGAGGGAUUUUAGCUCACUGUGAAGAUCCUGAAGAUGAAUGAUGCAACAGUAGUUUGUAUGUCAAGACAAUGAGACAAAAAUAACGGGAGUCCAGCUUUGCAGCACUAACACUUCAAUGGAUGAAGCUCAACUGUUGAAUGGCAUUUCAUUGUGAUACUGAAUUUACACUGACACGUGGUACGUCAGCGGUCUGUACAUUUGUUUUAAUGAGCUAGAUAUAAAUCAAUGUUUAUACUGUAGAUGAGGGUUUUUUUUAAUGUAUUUUACAUACAAACAGAAAAUAGCAGGCAGAUCUAUCUGGAGAAUAUCUUCCUUUUAUUGCCAGUAUUCUGUUAUGACAACUUUGUACAGAUGAUUAAAAUGUUUAAAGAA